Xenia sp. Carnegie-2017 is the source of this 1845-nucleotide messenger RNA. RefSeq names its product hydroxymethylglutaryl-CoA synthase 1-like. Gene Ontology annotation, molecular function: hydroxymethylglutaryl-CoA synthase activity. The transcript is spliced from 5 exons. Gene Ontology annotation, biological process: acetyl-CoA metabolic process. NCBI's taxonomy places the organism in Eukaryota, Metazoa, Cnidaria, Anthozoa, Malacalcyonacea, Xeniidae. Bases 118 to 1626 code for a protein of 502 amino acids. The record is from RefSeq and is a predicted model, not a curated record.
GAUUGAUGGAAAAGAAGCGUUAGAUCAGCAGGGGCAGAGUACAAUUGUGAAAGACAAACUUUACAUUUAAGACAUUACGUUUAGAUUUAAUUUGCUAUAUAAAUUCUACUGAAUAGCAUGUAUCAUGGGGAAGCUCACUUAUGGCCCAAAAACGUAGGUAUUCUAGCCAUUGAAGUGUAUUUUCCUUCCAUGUACGUAGAUCAAAAUAAACUUGAAGAAUAUGAUGGUGUUAGUAAAGGCAAGUACACAAUUGGUCUGGGCCAAACUGGAAUGGGAUUUUGUGGGGAUCGCGAAGACACGAACUCUCUCAGUUUAACUGUAGUUCAUAACAUACUUGAUAAGAAUUCCAUUGAUCCAAAGCAGAUCGGAAGAUUAGAAGUUGGUACUGAGUCGAUUUUGGAUAAAUCCAAAUCAGUAAAAACUGUACUGAUGCAACUAUUUGAAUCGAGUGGAAAUUCUAAUAUCGAAGGAGUUGACACAAUUAAUGCCUGUUUUGGUGGCACACAAGCUUUGUUUAAUUCUGUUUCAUGGAUUGAAAGUAGUGCCUGGGAUGGUCGACUUGCAAUAGUUGUGUGUGCAGACAUAGCUGUUUAUGCUGCUGGUAAUGCUCGACCAUCAGGAGGUGCUGGUGCUGUUGCAAUGUUGGUUGGACCCAAUGCUCCAUUAGCAAUAGAAAGAGGCAUGCGUUAUGUUCAUUGUGCUCAUGUGUACGACUUUUACAAGCCAGAUCUUUCUUCGGAGUACCCUUUGGUUGAUGGUAAAUUAUCAAUAAAUUGUUAUCUUGAAGCGUUGGACAAAUGUUAUCAAGGUUACAAGUCCAAGGUUGAACAAAAAAAGAAUUCUGAAGGAACUUUUGAGGGCGAUAACGACACAGUUAACUUGGAGUAUUUCGAUUACAUGGUGUUUCAUGUUCCUUUCUCACGUUUGUGUCAGAAGUCUUUAGCAAGGCUGAUGCUGAACGAUUUUCUCCAAGAAAAUCCAAAUAAUGCAGAAUCAACGAAGUACGAAGUUCUCCAUGCCUUUAGGAAGAUCAAGUUAACAGAACUGUCCAAUGAUCCUGUCUUGGCCAAAGACGUAGAAAAAGCAUCAUUAAAAUGUAGCAAAGCCGUUUUUGAGGAGAAAACAAAACCAUCACUGCUGGUCUCUCGAAAUGUAGGCAACAUGUAUACGCCAUCUUUGUAUGCUGCGUUGGCUUCACUAUUUGUCACUAAAACAAUAUCAGAGCUUCGUGGUUGCCGAAUUGGAAUGUUCUCGUAUGGUUCUGGUCUCAUUUCUGCCAUGUUUUCUUUAACUGUGUCGAAAGAUGUGACUCCGCUUUUCCAAAAUCUUGUUAAAAAUCUUGAAGAUAUCCCCGAAAGAUUGAAAGUCAGAACCGAAGUACAACCUAAUGAGUUUGUCAACAUACUUGAAAUUCGCGAAAAGACACACCAUUUGAAUAACCACACUCCUUGGCAAUGUGCCUCAGAUGUUUCUGUGGGGACGUUCUGUUUACUUCAUGUCGACGAAAAGUACCGUCGCAGUUACGCUCGUAGAGUUCCGGAUGGUUUUGUUGAUUUUGAUGGGAAUUGUGUCAUCGUGGACAAACCAGUUACGGAGUCCCCCCUUCCUGCUUGUCAGUUGUAUUAAAACAAGUAAGUAGUCUAGAUAAAGUUUUCACAGAAAUUAAAGUAAUGUCGUUUGGUGGGGUAUACCGUCAGAUUUCUUUGACAUGCUUCCCGAGAGCAAUAUUGAAUUUUUCAAAAAAUACCUUAAUGAAUUAGGAAAGAACUAUUUUAAAUUUUAACAAGCAUAUAGCAGACAACAAUGAAGCAAUUACAUGGUAUUAAAAGCGAGAGAAAGACGAAA